Molecule: messenger RNA, 2780 nt
Organism: Syngnathus typhle (broad-nosed pipefish)
Lineage: Eukaryota; Metazoa; Chordata; Actinopteri; Syngnathiformes; Syngnathidae
Gene: wasf3b
Product: WASP family member 3b
Exons: 9
Coding region: 179-1636 (485 amino acids)
Biological process (GO): positive regulation of Arp2/3 complex-mediated actin nucleation; actin cytoskeleton organization
Cellular component (GO): cytoskeleton
Molecular function (GO): protein kinase A regulatory subunit binding; actin binding; Arp2/3 complex binding
Source: RefSeq, a predicted model, not a curated record
AAGAUUCCCCCCCGGAGUGGCAAGACAGGCUGAGGGGGAAGGCGGGGAGGGGCGGGGGGGGAUGCAAUGUUAGGAUGGCAGUGCUAAUACGAGUAUCUAACGGGACAUGCGGACCGGCUGAUUUUCUCUACUAAUUCAACAAUAGUGGUGCGUGGGUGGUUGGUUGUGAAGCGUCGCCAUGCCGCUGGUCAAGAGGAACAUCGAGCCGCGCCACCUGUGCCGCGGGGAGCUCCCCGAGGGCAUCGGCAGCGAGCUGGAGUGCGUGAUGAACAACACGCUCUCCGCCAUCAUCCGACAGCUCAGCAGCCUGAGCAAACAUGCCGAGGAUAUAUUUGGCGAGCUGUUCAACGAGGCCAAUACCUUCUACCUGCGCGCCAACUCUCUCCAGGACCGCAUCGACCGGCUGGCCGUCAAGGUCACGCAGCUGGACUCCACCGUGGAGGAAGUUUCCCUGCAAGACAUCAACAUGCGCAAAGCCUUCAAGAGCUCCACUACUCAAGACCAGCAGGUGGUGUCCAAGAGCAGCGUGCCCAACCCGGUGAAGGAGAUGUACCAUUUGAGUGACAAGCCUCCACCACUCAGCAUCCUCUCCUCCUACAGGGAUGACAAGAAGGAAGCGCUCAAGUUCUACACCGACCCCUCCUACUUCUUUGACCUGUGGAAAGAGAAGAUGCUCCAGGACACUGAAGACAAGAGGAAAGAGAAACGGAAGCAGAAGGAACAAAAGCGCUGCGUGGAUGGAACAUUGCAGAGGGAGGUGAAGAAGGUCCGCAAGGCGAGGAACCGCCGGCAGGAGUGGAACAUGAUGGCGCUGGACAAAGAGCUGAGGCCGGACCACCGUCACACCAUACACAGAGACAGAGGCGCCUCCUCCGAAGGCUCCAUGUCUCCAGAGAACAGGGCUCACGGGAUGGACCUGCACCACUAUCCUAACGCCAUGAACCACGCCGGCCACGCCCACACCUACUCGGGCCCGCCGCCCAGCAUGCUGGCCGCCCAGAUGGCGGCGGGCCACGGCCCGCGCGCAGGAGGCGACCACGACGGCAGGGGCGGCAGGGCCAGGGCGGCUUAUCAGGGCGGCACGCUCGGCCGCCCCCGCCAGCAUCAACAGCACGUCCCGCUGCCUCCUCCGCCCGCCGAGGCCAUGAACGGCGGCUCCGUUCCCUUGCCUCCUAUGGACUACAGCCUGGAUGGUUACGCCAACACGGGGCCUCCGCCCCCGCCCCCGGCUCCUCUCAUCCCCUCGGCCCUGACGGCCUUCGCCUCGCCACCCGGAGGGCCCAUGUCUCCCGGGGGCUACGCGCCGCCUCCUCCGCCCGUAUGCGGUGGAGCGGCCGCCCCGCCGCCUCCUGGGCCUCCGCCACCACUUCUCCAAGCAGGCGCCUCCCACGCUAUGGCGCACAUGUCGUCGCCCGUGCCCGGGGAGAGCAACGUGGUCAACGAUGCUCGCAGUGACCUCUUGGCGGCCAUUCGUAUGGGCAUCCAGUUGAAGAAGGUCCAAGAGCAGCAAGAGCAGCAGGCCAAGCGGGAGCCCGUGGGCAACGACGUGGCCACCAUCCUGUCACGCCGCAUCGCGGUGGAAUACUCGGACUCCGAGGACGACUCUGAGCUGGAGGACAACGACUGGUCCGAUUGAAGCGCGCCCGCACGCGCACGCACACACACACACACAAGCAAGCACUGUAAUCACAUGCUGUAUAAGCUGAAGGGUCCACAAGCUGUAAGAAGCACUGUAAAGAAGUCCAUAUUCUGUAACCUUGACCACUCCCCGCAACUUUAACGUCUUGCUGGAUGCUUUUCAAGCACCGUGAGGGACCCCCCCCCCCCUGCCUCCUUCCCCCCAGUGUGCCUGUUGUAAUGCUGCACUCACACGUCUCGUAUCAUUUGAUGUAUAUGCCACUUGUGUUAGAUUCAGCUAAAGACUUUCCUCCUGAGCUAACCCCUUCCUUCUUUUUUUUACUCAACAUAACAGCUAUAGAUCCCCAGCUACAGCACGGUUGGGCAACCUGUGGCGACAAUGUGUUAAUUCUGAUCUGGAGCGAGGAUUUGAACCAAAUGGAGAGUGUCAGGAGUGGAGUUAAUGCAUCUGUACAGUUUGACCAGUAGAGGGCGCCUAUGACUCUCAUAGGACACUUGCUUCUACUCUGACCUUGUUGAGGUGAGUUCCUGUCUUUUGGAAAAUCACCAAACUUUGUCCACAACUCGCACUCCUUUAGUGCUUAAUUUUGACCCUAAAUUUGCUACUUCAAACCAAAAUGACCGAAGUGAAACUGUCUUCAGUGGGUUAAAGAUUUAAAAGGGAAAGCAUGUUCCAAAGACCAGAUGCUUAUAAAAUAAUCAACCCCACCCAGACGCAAUGACGACAACUCAGAUCUGUGUCAUUGAAAUGACACAAAAUCUCUUGUAAUUAGCCUCAAUUCAAACCAAAUUGACAGACUUUGUGUUUUUUCCAAGAAUAUUUUCACGAGACUUUUUGGACUCAAGUCCACCAAAUCAAGUGAAAUGAAACCAUUUCUAAAUGCAUACUAUAGCCCAAGAGGAAUAGUUAAGCCUUAAAGGACCCCUGGAAAUGUCCAGAAUGACUCUAAAAUGGCCGCAUGCAUGGAUACAUUUUGUUUACUGAAGAAAAAAAAAAAAAAGGUUGCCCAGCCCUGCUGUGAACAGCGAGGAUGUAGAUGUGAUCAAAAUAAUUGACAGUCGAAGCUGUGUCAUUUAUACGGUCUAGUGUGAGCUUUGUAAAACCAGAGACUAAUAAUAAAUAAAUAAAACCAAAACAUGAA